AUGUCUCCAAAUAAGAAUCAAAGAUCUUCUGAAGCUAAUGCCACCUACUCUACAGGUUUUUCCAAAAAAACAACAAACAAGGCACCUCAAUCAAAUUAAACACCAAUUUCAAGUUAAUUGCCAGAAAUUACCAAAAAGAAAACUAAAAAUGACAUACUCUGCUAUUCUUAAGAGUUUCAAGAUAUACUUCAGGUUGAAAUUGAUGAGAGGUAUCGAUAUUUGGUUAAAAAUGGAACAAUCAAAAAGAUCGAGAAUGGAGGAAACAUUAUUUUCUCUGAAUUAUAACAAAUACCUGGCAUUUGGGUUUGUUAUAGACGACCCAUGGAAAGAUCUAAUAACUUAGAAAAAUUAAGUCUUGAUUAUUUAGAUUUGACUCAUAUGCCAUUAUUGGAAGGAGAAGAAAAGUUAAAAAUUCUCACGUAUCAACAUAAUAGAAUAUAAUCAAUCCAAAAUCUUGUUUCAUUGCCAAAUCUACUAUAUCUAGACUUGUAUGACAAUUAACUUAAAGAAAUUGAUGAAUUAAAAUAAGUUUAAAAAUUGAAAGUGCUAUUGUUACCAAAAAAUUAAAUCAGACGAAUAUAAAAUUUAGAUCAUCUCACCAAAUUAGAAGUCCUGGAUUUACAUAGCAAUCGUAUUAUUAAUUUAGAAGGAUUAAGUAAAUUGAAAAGUCUCAAAAUUUUGAAUGUCGGUAACAAUCUAAUCACAAAAUUGGAAGCACUUGAAGAAUUAAAUUCUUUAAUUGAAUUAAACAUUAAAAUGAAUUAAAUUGAAAACAUAGAUCACUUAUAAGUCCUCCCUUAAUUAUAAAAAUUAUUUAUGUCUUAAAACAAAAUAAACUCUUUCCCUUGCAUUUUCAACCUAUCUGAAUUAUCUCUUGAAAACAAUCCCAUUUAAACCAACAAAUCUGAUUACUAUAGAUAUAUCUGCUAGACUUUUGAGACAUUAAGAAUUUUAGAUGGGAAACCUAUAGAUUAGAUCAAAUAAGAAAUUUUGUUUGCUGAAAUACCAAAAACUGAACCAAUCAAGAAGAAAACUGUCAAUCAACAACCACAAUAAUAAUAGCAGAUCUAGCAAAAGACAAAAAAGCCCAAUUAAAUGGGCCUAGAAAUUCUUGGAGUGGCUUCAGAGUUUAAAACAAAGGAGGAUAUUGUUCCUUUUGCCUAAAUUAAAAAGGACCCAACAACUUAUAAAAAUUCAUUAGGUUAAUAAUAAAGUUAGUAGUAAUAACCCUUAAGAGAAACAAUACCAAGUAUAAAGAACUCUUUGACAAAUACUGCUGCUGCUUAAGAAGAUGAUAUUUUAGUAUUGAUUAAAAAAUAAUGGACAGCAGAAUCUAGAAGAAUUUAAACACUAGAAAAAAAUAAUUAAUUUAAUAAGAAGAGCUGUUUAGAACAUUAACUUGUAGAAGGAGGGCAUGCUGAAGUCGAGGAUGAUGUCUUUUUGCUGAUUUAUGGCACAGCUUCGGCUAUGGUAUUACCAACUUAAAAUUUUAGUUAAAUAAUUGAAAAAAUCCAUUUUUAAUAUGUAUUCUUUGAUUCUAUCAUUGACACUUAAUUGACAAUUCUACAAGAUUAUUCAAAAUUAAGAGAAUUAAUUUUAAAGGAUAAUUACAUCAAUAGUCUGUUACAAUUAGCCAAAUUAGAACAUUUAAAUGAAAUUCAAAAAUUAACAAUACUAAACAAUCCAAUUAAUAACUGCUCCUUCAUGUUUUAAUUUUUGGUGUAUAGGUUUCCAUCCAUGAUUUAAAUUAAUGGGAAAGAUAUAAGAAAUGAUGAUAGGCAAAAAGCAAAAUAAUUAUUCUCCAAUUUUGACAAAUCAUUGUAGAUUCCAGAAAAAUUAUAAAAUUUUGAAAAUAUACGACAACUAAAGAGUUUCUAAAAGGAUAGAUCCUAUAUCAAACAAUUUCAUAAAUGUUUGAACGAUGUUUCAAAUGAAUAAAAGAUUGUAUAUAAAUAUCGAAAGACUUUUGACAAUACUUAUGAAGAAUACUUGAUUUAAUUAAUCCAAUAAUGUAAAGAGAAAGAAAAAUGA
This is a messenger RNA of Paramecium tetraurelia, 2031 nucleotides long. RefSeq lists its product as uncharacterized. The record is from RefSeq and is a predicted model, not a curated record. NCBI's taxonomy places the organism in Eukaryota, Ciliophora, Oligohymenophorea, Peniculida, Parameciidae. The transcript has 7 exons. Gene Ontology annotation, molecular function: protein binding.